Molecule: messenger RNA, 1374 nt
Organism: Lodderomyces orthopsilosis Co 90-125
Lineage: Eukaryota; Fungi; Ascomycota; Pichiomycetes; Serinales; Debaryomycetaceae
Gene: SHM2
Product: glycine hydroxymethyltransferase
Exons: 1
Biological process (GO): folic acid metabolic process; tetrahydrofolate interconversion; L-serine catabolic process
Cellular component (GO): cytoplasm
Molecular function (GO): serine binding; pyridoxal phosphate binding; cobalt ion binding
Source: RefSeq, a predicted model, not a curated record
GAAGGUCAUUUAAAGGAUAUUGAUCCAGAAGUUGAUCAAAUUAUUAAAGAUGAGGUUGAUAGACAAAAACAUUCAAUUGUUUUAAUUGCUAGUGAAAAUUUCACCACUACUUCAGUUUUCGAUGCUUUGGGAACUCCAAUGAGUAACAAGUACUCUGAGGGUUAUCCUGGUGCUAGAUACUACGGUGGUAAUGAACAUAUUGACAGAAUGGAAACUUUGUGUCAACAAAGAGCUUUAAAAGCAUUCCAUUUAACUCCAGAUAAAUGGGGGGUUAAUGUGCAAACUUUGAGUGGAUCACCAGCUAACUUACAAGUUUAUCAAGCUAUUAUGAAACCUCAUGAUAGAUUAAUGGGGUUGGAUUUACCUCAUGGGGGCCAUUUAUCUCAUGGUUAUCAAACUGAUCUGAGAAAAAUUAGUGCUGUUUCCACGUAUUUUGAAACUAUGCCAUACAGGGUUGAUUUGGAGACUGGAUUGAUUGACUAUGAUAUGUUGGAGAAAACCGCUGUUUUGUACAGACCUAAAGUUUUGGUUGCUGGUACUAGUGCUUAUUGUAGAUUGAUCGACUACAAAAGAAUGAGAGAAAUCGCUGAUAAAGUCGGUGCUUAUCUUGUUGUUGAUAUGGCUCAUAUUUCCGGUUUGAUUGCUGCCGGAGUUAUUCCAUCUCCAUUUGAAUAUGCUGAUAUUGUCACCACCACUACUCACAAAUCAUUGAGAGGACCAAGAGGUGCUAUGAUUUUCUUUAGAAGAGGUGUCAGAUCAGUUAACCCCAAGACGGGACAAGAAAUCUUGUACGAUUUGGAAAAUCCAAUUAAUUUCUCGGUUUUCCCUGGUCAUCAAGGUGGUCCACAUAAUCACACUAUUGCCGCUUUAGCAACUGCUUUGAAACAAGCUGAUACUCAAGAAUUCAAAGAUUAUCAACAACAAGUUGUUAAAAACGCCAAAGCUUUGGAAGAACAAUUUAAAGCUAAAGGAUAUAAAUUAGUUUCUGAUGGUACUGACUCCCAUAUGGUUCUUGUUUCAUUAAAAGACAAACAAAUUGAUGGUGCCAGAAUUGAAACUGUUUGUGAAAGAAUCAAUAUUGCGUUGAACAAGAAUUCUAUUCCUGGUGAUAAAUCAGCUUUGGUUCCAGGUGGAGUUAGAAUUGGUGCACCAGCAAUGACAACUAGAGGCUUGGGUGAAGAAGAUUUCAAGAGAAUUGUUGAUUAUAUUGAUUUUGCUGUAAAAUAUGCUAAAGAAAUUCAAGCUAAUUUACCUAAGGAUGCCAAUAAAUUGAAGGAUUUUAAAAAUAAAGUAUUGAACGGACAAGAUGAGAAAUUGGAUGCUGUUAAGGCUGAAAUUUCCGAAUGGGCAGGUUCAUUCCCAUUGGCUGUUUAG